Messenger RNA from Mytilus californianus (California mussel), 836 nucleotides. RefSeq lists its product as uncharacterized. The record is from RefSeq and is a predicted model, not a curated record. Lineage: Eukaryota; Metazoa; Mollusca; Bivalvia; Mytilida; Mytilidae. The coding region runs from base 1 to 789 and encodes 262 amino acids. The transcript is spliced from 21 exons.
AUGGAAAUUUCUCUUCAUGGAUUUUGUUUAUUCUUUUUUUUAGAAAAAGUUAGACAUUCAAAGAGAGGAAAAAAAGAACAACAACAGAAGUCCAUACAAAUUUUAGAUGAGAAUGAAAGUUUUAGACAAUCAAAGAAAGACAAAAAAGAAGAAGAACAGGAGUCCUCAGAAAAUGUAGAUCAGAGUGAAAAUUUGAGACAAUCAAAGAAAGACAAAAAAGAAGAAGAACAGAAGUCCUCAGAAAAUGUAGAUCAGAGUGAAAAUUUGAGACAAUCAAAGAAAGACAAAAAAGAAGAAGAACAGAAGUCCUUAGAAAAUGUAGAUGAGAGUGAAAAUUUGAGACAAUCAAAGAAAGACAAAAAAGAAGAAGAACAGAAGUCCUCAGAAAAUGUAGAUGAGAGUGGAAACGUAAGACAAUCGAAGAGAGGAAAAAAAGAACAAGAAAAGAAGUCCUCAGAAAAUGUAGAUGAAAGUGAAAAUGUGAGAAAUUUGAAGAGGGUGAAAAAAGAAGAACAGAAGUCAACAGAAAAUGAAGAUGAAAGUGGAAAUGUAAGACAAUCGAAGAGAAGGAAAAAAGAACAAGAACAGUCACUAGAAAAUGUAGAUAAAAGAGAACAUGCUAGAAAAUCAAAGAGAGGGAAAAAAGAAGAAAAACAGAAGUCACUAGAAAAUGUAGAUGAAAGAGUAGAUAAUGUUAGACAACCGAAGAUCCAGAAAAAAGAUGAAGAUCAGAAGUCAACAGAAAAUGUAGAUGAGAGUGGUAUGUAUGCAUUUAAUCAUGAUGGAUAAGUUCAUUAAGUUUUAUGAUACUGAAACUAUCAUUCUUUUUGAACUUA